AUGGAAAGCAUUUUGGUGUCUUCUUCGGCCUCUUUUCAACUUCGACAAGAUCAAUUGCUGAACCUAUGCGCUAUCAUGGUCUAUGUGUCUAGACAUUGCAUGGCUCGCGGGAGUCCAGGGUUGGUCACUUCAGGUUUAGAAUGCCGUGUCAUGGAAGAACUUUAG
Pochonia chlamydosporia 170 is the source of this 165-nucleotide messenger RNA. RefSeq lists its product as hypothetical. NCBI's taxonomy places the organism in Eukaryota, Fungi, Ascomycota, Sordariomycetes, Hypocreales, Clavicipitaceae. The transcript has a single exon. The record is from RefSeq and is a predicted model, not a curated record. Bases 1 to 165 code for a protein of 54 amino acids.